AUGGCGCUGGACCUGUGGCCGCCGGCGGCGACGCUUGCAGGGAGGUCCGACGACCUGGGGAACGGAUCCGGGCGGCGAGGAGCUCCUCAGAAGUACGCCUACGAGCUUCUGGAGCGAGCGGGCAUGCUUAACUGCAAGCCUGCUCCUACGCCUGUCGACACGAAGGCUAAGGUGUCCGCCGUCGAGGGUUCACUGGCGUCCGACGCUCCCUUCUACCGCUCCAUCGUCGGUGCACUUCAGUACCUUACACUGACGCGUCCGGACAUUCAGUACGCUGUCCAGCAGGUGUGCCUUCAUAUGCAUGCUCCUCGUGACACCCAUUGGGCUCCCGUGAAACGUACACUUCGGUACAUACGUGGCACCAUAGCCAUGGGUCUCACUCUGACGGCAUCACCUGACACCAGCCUUGUCGCCUACUCCGACGCCGACUAG
Messenger RNA from Aegilops tauschii subsp. strangulata, 432 nucleotides. Lineage: Eukaryota; Viridiplantae; Streptophyta; Magnoliopsida; Poales; Poaceae. The record is from RefSeq and is a predicted model, not a curated record.